GGAUCGCGGCACCGGGCAGCGGGCGGAGACGGGGCCGGCGGCGCCGCCAACUUGGCACUGCCCGCGGGUCUCCGGAGCAAGGACCCGAAGCUUUGCGUGGGCUCGCGUCUCUGCCGCUGUCUCUCGUCCCUGGUGUAGCCAUGCCGACCCCGGCAUCGCUCUGCAUCCCGACCUCCCGCCGCUCCCCCGGGGCCGGCAGCUCCGCCGGGAGCCGCUGACGGUGCCGGAGCGGGAUCCCUCCGGAGCCAUGCCGCCCGCCCGGCCCUGCCCGGCCCCCUGACCGCCGCGUUCCCGGCCCGAGCUCUGCCCCAGCACGGCCUUGGCGAUGAGCGGGGGUCACUUUUGCAUGGAGCGUCUGUCCUUCUGCCUCCUCCUGAGUGCCUGGAGCUGGGGCUGGGCGCCCGGGGGUGCCGCCAAGCCCAAAGGCCAGGGCUACCCGCACAUGAACUCCAUCCGCAUCGACGGGGACAUCACGCUCGGGGGGCUCUUCCCCGUGCACGGCCGGGGCGCCGAGGGCAAAGCCUGCGGGGAGCUCAAGAAGGAGAAAGGCAUCCAUCGCCUGGAAGCCAUGCUCUUCGCCCUGGACCGCAUCAACAACGACCCCGACCUGCUGCCCAACAUCACGCUGGGCGCCCGCAUCCUGGACACGUGCUCGCGGGACACGCACGCCCUGGAGCAGUCGCUGACCUUCGUGCAGGCCCUCAUCGAGAAGGACAGCACCGAGGUGCGCUGCGUCAGCGGGGGRCCGCCCAUCAUCACCAAACCCGAGCGGGUGGUCGGCGUCAUCGGCGCCUCGGGCAGCUCCGUGUCCAUCAUGGUGGCCAACAUCCUGCGGCUCUUCAAGAUCCCCCAGAUCAGCUACGCCUCCACGGCGCCCGACCUGAGCGACAACAGCCGCUACGACUUCUUCUCCCGYGUGGUCCCCUCGGACACCUACCAGGCCCAGGCCAUGGUGGACAUUGUCAAAGCCCUCAAGUGGAAUUACGUCUCCACCUUGGCCUCCGAGGGCAGCUACGGUGAAAGCGGGGUGGAGGCCUUCAUCCAGAAGUCCAGGGAGGAUGGCGGGGUCUGCGUGGCCCAGUCCGUGAAGAUCCCGAGGGAGCCCAAGCCGGGGGAGUUUGACAAGAUCAUCCGCCGGCUCCUGGAGACCUCGCACGCCCGCGCCGUCAUCAUCUUCGCCAACGAGGAUGAUAUCAGAAGGGUGCUGGAGGCGGCCAAGAGGGCGAACCAGACGGGGCACUUCAUCUGGAUGGGCUCGGACAGCUGGGGCUCCAAAAUUGCCCCGGUCCUGCACCUGGAGGAGGUGGCCGAGGGCUCCGUCACCAUCCUGCCCAAGCGGGUCUCAGUCAGAGGUUUCGACCGCUACUUCUCCAGCAGGACCCUGGACAACAACCGCCGGAACAUUUGGUUUGCCGAGUUCUGGGAGGAGAAUUUCCACUGCAAGCUGAGCCGGCACGCUCUGAGGAAGGGCAGCAGCAUCAAGAAAUGCACCAACCGCGAGCGGAUCGGCCAGGACUCCUCGUACGAGCAGGAGGGGAAGGUGCAGUUCGUCAUCGACGCCGUCUACGCCAUGGGCCACGCCCUGCACAACAUGCACAAGAACCUGUGCCCCGGCAAGGUGGGGCUGUGCCCCCGCAUGGACCCCGUGGAUGGCGUGGAGCUGCUCAAGUACAUCCGCAACGUCAACUUCUCAGGCAUUGCUGGGACUCCUGUGACAUUCAAUGAGAACGGGGAUGCUCCGGGGCGUUACGACAUCUACCARUACCAGAUCAGGAACUCCACCCCUGAGUACAAAGUCAUUGGGCAGUGGACAGACCACCUGCACCUCAAGGUGGAGAACAUGCUGUGGCCGGGGGGCGGCAGSCAGCAGCCCAGCUCCAUCUGCAGCCUGCCCUGCAAGCCGGGCGAGAGGAAGAAGCUGGUGAAGGGCAUCCCGUGCUGCUGGCACUGCGAGCGCUGCGACGGCUACCAGUACCAGCUGGACGAGUUCCACUGCAARCGCUGCCACUUCAACGAGCGGCCCAACGAGAACCACACCAGCUGCACGCCCAUCCCCAUCAUCAAGCUGGAGUGGAGCUCUCCCUGGGCCGUGGUGCCCGUCUUCAUCGCCAUCGUGGGCAUCAUCGCCACGCUGUUCGUGGUGAUCACCUUCGUGCGCUACAACGACACGCCCAUCGUCAAGGCGUCGGGGCGGGAGCUCAGCUACGUCCUGCUCACGGGCAUCUUCCUCUGCUACGCCACCACCUUCCUGAUGAUCGCCGAGCCCGACCUGAGCACCUGCUCGCUGCGGCGCAUCUUCCUGGGGCUGGGCAUGAGCAUCAGCUACGCCGCGCUGCUCACCAAGACCAACCGCAUCUACCGCAUCUUCGAGCAGGGCAAGAAGUCRGUGAGCGCGCCGCGCUUCAUCAGCCCCGCCUCGCAGCUCGUCAUCACCUUCAGCCUCAUCUCGCUGCAGCUCGUCGGCGUCUGCAUCUGGUUCAUCGUGGACCCGUCCCACUCGGUCAUCGACUACGAGGACCAGCGGACUACAAACCCCCACUUUGCCCGGGGCAUCCUCAAAUGUGACAUUUCGGACCUGUCGCUCAUCUGUUUGCUCGGGUACAGCAUGCUCCUCAUGGUCACCUGCACUGUGUACGCCAUAAAGACCCGCGGGGUCCCSGAGACCUUUAACGAAGCCAAACCCAUCGGGUUCACCAUGUACACGACUUGCAUUGUGUGGUUAGCCUUCAUCCCCAUCUUUUUUGGGACAUCGCAGUCGGCGGAAAAGAUGUACAUCCAGACCACGACGCUCACCAUCUCGGUGAGUCUGAGUGCCUCGGUGUCCCUGGGCAUGCUCUACAUGCCCAAGGUGUACAUCAUCCUCUUCCACCCGGAGCAGAACGUCCCCAAGCGCAAGCGGAGCCUCAAGGCGGUGGUGACAGCGGCCACCAUGUCCAACAAGUUCUCUCAGAAGGGAGGGUUCCGCCCCAACGGAGAGGCCAAGUCGGAGCUCUGUGAAAACCUGGAAACGCAAGGGCAAUCCCUGGAGUUUGAGCCGUAG
Malurus melanocephalus (red-backed fairy wren) is the source of this 3040-nucleotide messenger RNA. Its product is annotated as metabotropic glutamate receptor 4. Gene Ontology annotation, cellular component: membrane. The record is from RefSeq and is a predicted model, not a curated record. Gene Ontology annotation, biological process: G protein-coupled glutamate receptor signaling pathway; regulation of synaptic transmission, glutamatergic. Lineage: Eukaryota; Metazoa; Chordata; Aves; Passeriformes; Maluridae. Bases 326 to 3040 code for a protein of 904 amino acids. Gene Ontology annotation, molecular function: adenylate cyclase inhibiting G protein-coupled glutamate receptor activity. The transcript is spliced from 11 exons.